CAACAUCAUCCUCUCGGCUCUCAUCACUGAGGACAUCAAUCAUGUCGUGCCCAGAUUGUUACCAGGGCCAUGCUCACCAGGGCACUCCCCGAGGCAAGGUCGUCACUCUACACGGCCUCGAAACCUACGUCACCGAGCCAAGGGAUGGGCGUCAAGUGAAGGGCAUCAUCGUCGUUAUCCCAGAUGCAUUCGGGUGGGAGUUUGUCAACAACAGGAUCUUGGCCGACAACUACGCAGAUAAGGGCGACUAUCGUGUCUACCUGCCCGACUUUAUGAACGGCCGGUACGCACCAUUGUGGAUGCUCGACAAAAUGAAGACCAUUACCAGUCCAGGGAACUACUUAGCCACGCUAUACAACAUCCCCUGGGUCCUCUACGCCAUCCUCCCCUUCAUGGCCUUCAACCGCCCGGGCCGCUCAUACCCCACCGUGCGCGCCUUCUUCGCCGCCCUGCGCCAAAACGAGGCGUCCGCCCUCCCCGUCGGCGCGGCCGGCUUCUGCUGGGGAGGCAAGCACGCCGUCCUCCUGGCCGGCGACGACGCCGACGACUCUGGUCCUCCGGGGAAGCUGAAGCCGCUCGUCGACGCCGCCUUCACGGGCCACCCCAGCCUGCUGAGCAUCCCGUCCGACGUCGAGCGCCUGCGCCGGCCCGUGGCAUUUGCGCUUGGGGACGAGGAUUCCGCUCUGCCGCUCGGGAAGGUGGAGGAGAUUAGAAAGGUUGUGAAGGCGUUGCCUGAGGAGAGUAGGGGGGAGGUUGUUGUGUAUCCUGGGUGCGGGCAUGGGUUUUGUGUCAGGGCGGAUCUGGGGAGGGAGGAUGUUGUGAGGCAGGCGGGGGAGGCCGAGGAUCAGUGCAUGAGGUGGUUUGGGGAGAAGUUUGGGACGUACACGUCAUAAUUCGAGGGAAUUAAGUUUGGAAAUGCCUUAUUGAAUACCCUAGGUAGUUUUAGGUGGUAGAGGUGCUUGGAUAUGAGAGAGUUGGGAAACUGUUCGUCUUUCGGACUUGCUAUUUCUGCCGAGAGCUGUCUGAACCUAGUGACUUGCAGCGGCUUCGCACACCCAAUGCUUACCCGAGUAAGUGGGUGCUCGCAGUAUUUACAAGAACUUAUCAAGGGGGUGAUGGUCUCUGGGCUGACAUAUCCAUGAGCGGGGUGAUGAGGAGUGACUCCUUCGCAAGGACUACUUCAUCAUGGGAUACGGAUACCACACGAGGGAUAAAGACGGAAGUGAAAUAAAGAAGCUUGCUACAUCGAAAUUUGUGCACUUUGGCAGGCCAAGUCGGAGAUAUCCUCUUCUGCCAAGCUCACCCCAAAUUGCAGCAGGAUCGACCACACAGCAAUGCAGGCAC
Messenger RNA from Phialemonium atrogriseum, 1344 nucleotides. Its product is annotated as Alpha/Beta hydrolase protein. Lineage: Eukaryota; Fungi; Ascomycota; Sordariomycetes; Cephalothecales; Cephalothecaceae. The coding region runs from base 42 to 893 and encodes 283 amino acids. The transcript is spliced from 3 exons. Gene Ontology annotation, molecular function: hydrolase activity. The record is from RefSeq and is a predicted model, not a curated record.